Ochotona princeps (American pika) is the source of this 1552-nucleotide messenger RNA. It is a transcript of the gene C1QTNF4, whose product is annotated as C1q and TNF related 4. Bases 512 to 1501 code for a protein of 329 amino acids. NCBI's taxonomy places the organism in Eukaryota, Metazoa, Chordata, Mammalia, Lagomorpha, Ochotonidae. The record is from RefSeq and is a predicted model, not a curated record. The transcript is spliced from 2 exons. Gene Ontology annotation, molecular function: protein binding.
AUCCAGGUGGAAGCAAAUCUGUAAGGGGCCCUGCCUCAGGCCUCAGUUUCCCCUCUGGGAUCUCAUUCUCUCCCCUACCGCAUUCCAACUUGCAUUAAGGAUGCCGGCGGUCCACACUGCAGCCUGGCGCUCCGGGGCGAUCGCGGCGGAGGAAGGGUCUGCGCUCGGCGCACGCUCCGUGCGGAGCCCCCGCUCCCCCUGCUCGGCGCCCCUGCCGCUCCCUGCGCUCCCCCUGCCCGCCUCUCCCCGGCCUCUCCUCUGCCUCCCGGCGUGCUCACCUUGCUCCUAGGCCGCCCUCCCCUUCCCUCACGCCUCCCCGCGCCCCACCUGCCGCCGCCUCCCCCUUCUCCUCCUCUUUGGGCCCCCGCCACCCCUGCCAGGCCCGGCGCCGCCGCCACCGCAGCGCGGCCGGUCAGUGCGCAACCCCGGCGCCCGCACGCCCGGAGCACGGAGCCCCAUCGCCGGCUCGGACCCAAGCCGACGCGACCACUACCGCCCCCAGCCAGGUGCCAUGCUGCCACUCCUGCUGGGCUUGCUGGGCCCGGCCACCUGCUGGGCCCUGGGCCCAGUCCCGGGCUCCUCCUCGGAGCUCCGUUCGGCCUUCUCAGCCGCUCGCACCACGCCACUGGAGGGCACGUCAGAGAUGGCGGUGACCUUCGACAAGGUGUAUGUAAACAUCGGUGGGGACUUCGACGCGGCCACGGGUCGCUUCCGCUGCCGCGUGCCGGGCGCCUACUUCUUCUCUUUCACGGCGGGCAAGGCUCCCCACAAGAGCCUGUCGGUGAUGCUGGUGCGUAACCGCGACGAGGUGCAGGCACUGGCCUUCGACGAGCAGCGGCGACCCGGCGCGCGGCGCGCAGCCAGCCAGAGCGCCAUGCUGCAGCUCGACUACGGCGACACGGUGUGGCUGCGGCUGCACGGGGCGCCGCAGUACGCGCUCGGGGCGCCCGGCGCCACCUUCAGCGGCUACCUGGUGUACGCCGACGCCGAUGCCAACGACGCCGCCGCCGCGCCUGCCGCAGCCGCAUUGUCGGAGCCGCGCUCGGCCUUCUCGGCAGCGCGCACGCGCAGCCUGGUGGGCUCGGACAGGAGUCCCGGACCGCGCCACCGGCCGCUGGCCUUUGACACCGAACUGGUCAACAUCGGCGGCGACUUCGACGCGGCGGCCGGUGUGUUCCGCUGCCGCCUGCCCGGCGCCUACUUCUUCUCUUUCACACUGGGCAAGCUGCCUCGCAAGACGCUGUCGGUGAAGCUCAUGAAGAACCGCGACGAGGUGCAGGCCAUGAUUUACGACGACGGCGCGUCGCGGCGCAGGGAGAUGCAGAGCCAGAGCGUGAUGCUGCCUCUGCGGCGCGGCGACGCCGUCUGGCUGCUCAGCCACGACCACGACGGCUAUGGCGCUUACAGCAACCACGGCAAGUACAUCACCUUCUCUGGCUUCCUGGUGUACCCUGACCUCGUUCCCGAUGGCACGCCGGGCUUGGCAGCCCCGGAGCUGUGAGCCCAGCCAGGCUACCGGCAGAGAAGCCCCCCUCGGAGGACCGGGGGUCGA